CUUCGGCUGUUAAUGGAAGUGACAAUAUCGUGCUCCGUUUCAAGCGAUACGAGUGAAACUUUUAAGUCGCUAAUUAAUUAAACUCUUUUAUUUUUUCUAUCGCCAACGUAAAUUUAAUAAUCAUUUUUUUCUCAACGUCCGCGUCUUCAAUAAUUUUAUUGAUGAGAAUAAUCAACCACCAGCAAUUGAAUUCAAGAGACAUUGAAAAGUGUUGAAAAAGAAAGAAUAUUUAAAACGAUUAUUAAUUGAUCGGCGAAUAUCAAGAAGAGAGAAGGAAAAAAAACACAAAUUAAUAAUAAAUACUGGCAUCAACGGUGUCAUGUGAUAAUUAGUGCUUAUUCAAUACGACAAAAAAAAAAGGAAUUAAGUAAAAAACAGUUGAUAAAAACAUUGUGACGUUUUAUGUGUUUAUUAAAGAAACCAGCUAAGCUAACAUUAAACGAAAAUUAUUCGUUAGAAAUCGAAAUAAUUUGAGUAACUACGUGAUCUUACGAUGAUCGAAACCUUCAUAGAUCAUUCGUCAAUAUUUCCCAACACAACUGACAUGUAAUAGUUAAUGAGGCAUUUAUUUAUCCAGAAUUGCUACUUUUUUGUCCUUGAAACUCAUUUCGAAGCAGUCGUCAUUUCAAAUCGAAAGCAAAAGCAACAGCAACAAACAAAACAAGGAAAUUGAAAAGUUCAUGCGUUAAUGAUGCUUUUACGGAACGUUUUUAAAUCAUCAUGAGUUGGAGAAUAGUGCAACUGACAUUUGCGAUCUGCUGGAUUAUGCUGAUAUCAUUUACGGAAGCAUAUCCAGUGGAGUCAAAGCCAUUGAACAAUAAUCCAGAAACAUGGAACUUCGGUGAUGGCUGGCUAGUAUUUAAUUCAAAAAACCCAUUGGACCCAUCGGCUGAAGCAUUAAUUUCAUCAGAUCCACACAUAAAGAAGUCAAAAAUCACUCCAAAAUCAAUCUUCAUUGCACCAAACGCUUUCAACGGUCAGGGACAAAUGUGUCCGCACGGUUUUCGCGUCGACGAUAAUGGAAAGUGCAUUAAGACUGUCACGAUCAAUCAAGAUGAAGUGCUUGCAGCUCGUAUAACUGAGUUGUUUGGCGUCGAUACAAAUCCAAAUCAAAACUCAGACAUCGAUUCCGAUUAUUACGACUUUGAUGAUGAAAGUAAAAGUGACAAAGAUUCUGGCCCACUUCAGAUUAAUUUACCUUUAGCAAUCGAUAUUGAAGAAGAUAUUGACGGUAAAAAAGUUGAAUAUUUCAUCGAAGAAAAGGUGAUCGACAUGAGGAACUUAAAUCCAAACAGUGUCGUGAUGACAACAGAGAAAAUUGAUGAAACAACAUCAACAUUAUCUCCUGUAAUUGAUGUCACGGAUUUCGUGACAACUGAAGAGAUGAUUACAAGCUCAACAUCAAAACCAAUGACGGAAAUAUCAGAUGAAACAACGAUACCUUUUGAUGCUUCCUUCACAACAUUUUCAACACAGAAAAUUGAUGAAGACGAAGUAAUUAGCACUACAAUGACGUCAACUGAAACAAUUACUACAGAAGAGUUGACAACAUCGACAGAAGAACCAACAACGACAACAUCAACAACAACCACCACCCAAGAACCAUCAACAACGACAAUGAAGAAAGUGAAAAUCUUCUCGGUUGAUUUCCUUCCAAAGUCACAGAGAAAAGCGAAUCGCCUUGGGCAAAUAAAUGCGCGUUUAAAGAAUUCUCGUGAUCGUGAUCGCGAUCGAGCAAGGAAGCAGAAACCAACAGCAAUUAGCACCAAAACAAAUGAAAACUCAACGACAAAAUUGUAUAAAGUUGAACGUCAACCAUCAUCGUUGAGAAAGAAUCGAACGAGAAGUGGUGGAUUAAAACGAAAAUCAACAACGACAACGACAACUUCUACGGAAGCACCAGUGACUGCAUCAACAGAGAAAUCCUUCUGGUGGUUGCCAAAAGGAUGGUCGAUUGAUGAAACAAAAGAGAAACCAGUUCUUGUUAGAUUCUGGUCACAACAACCAUUAUCGCAAGAUGACAGAGCGAGAAGUCACAACGCACGUCAACGUGUUAAUUCACGAAUGCCAACUGAUAAUAUUUUUCGGGAAAUAACAGCACCGGAACUUGAAUCGGUCUUGAAAAAGAAGUAAUUUCCUAGACAAUGAUUAAAAGAAAGAAAAAGAAACACAAAACUCAUAGACGAUAAGAAAACUUUUUUGACUUGCUUUAAUUUGUGUGUUUUAUGCUCAAAAAUUUUAUGUGUAGAACUUUUAAUAAUGUCGUGAAGGAGAAGUGAACAGUCAAAGCCCUUUAACACGUACAAGAGCUCAUACUUUCAAUCCACCGGUUUUCGUUAUCAUGGGAUUUGACUGUAGAUAAAUGUUUGAUGUUAUUCGAAUGUAAUGGAUAAAUAGAUGAUGUGUCCAUUUAUUAGACUUUAUCUGAGUGAGAUGAAAAGAUUAGAAUGUAAAGAAAAUAAAAACUUAAAUAUUUAAUGAUAAGUUGUACUAACAAAAGCAUAAACAGAUAAGAAAUGAAUGUAAGUUUCAUUUAAUUAAUUGAUUUUGUUUGUUUGCUUUUCUGUGCCAAAUUAUAUGUCAAUUUAGAUUUGUAGAAAAAGAAAUGUAAGAAAUAUUAAUGUUUCAUUACAAUUUGUAGAUGUUCUCAAGUAAGAAAGCUUUCAUUUUAUUCUUUAAUUCAUUUAACUAAGUUAGAACUUAACUCGUGUAAUUUAUUAGUUCAUUUAAUUGUGUAAAAAGAAAAAAGUUAAGCAAAUAUGAUUUUUCUUCCCUCCCUUCAAAUACCUCCCACUCAACUCCCUGAUUUUUUAUUCAUUAUUCGAUGAAGAAAAUUCUGAUUAUUACAAAUUAAAAUUGUACAAUAUCAUUGAUUAAUAAAACGAGAAAAAAAUGUUUGAUUUAACCAAAA
Messenger RNA from Clunio marinus, 2911 nucleotides. NCBI's taxonomy places the organism in Eukaryota, Metazoa, Arthropoda, Insecta, Diptera, Chironomidae. The record is from the annotation of a GenBank genome assembly.